Messenger RNA from Protopolystoma xenopodis, 1179 nucleotides. The record is from the annotation of a GenBank genome assembly. NCBI's taxonomy places the organism in Eukaryota, Metazoa, Platyhelminthes, Monogenea, Polystomatidea, Polystomatidae.
AUGCAUACAUUCUGUUUCGAUUGCAUACAUCGCUGGUUUUCAAUCAACCCUCUCUGCCCUCUCUGCAAGCGCCUUGGACAUCGGCUCCUUCACUCAAUUCGUUCGGAUGCACAAUAUGCCGAGCUGCUGGUAGCUGACAUCGCUCCGGCGGCCGGCCUGCUUGGACCCCCGGAUGGUAUUUCCUCUUCGGCAUUUGGUCCAAGUGGGCCUGCUUCUGCUGCUUUCACUGGUCAGCCACAUACACACCAUCAUUAUCAUCACCUCCACCAUCACCACUUCCAUUAUCGCCGCCCAUCGCUAGUCUUCGGUCAUGAAUUUGACGGUCCAGGUCCAGCUGCCGACUCAGGACCACCUGCUUCAUUUUCACCCGCAGGCUUAACUCCUAUGCCGACCAGCACCCACAGUCGGCGCCAGACCUCCGGCUCGACCUCUGCACAAUUGCGGCCGUUCCUACUCUCCACGACUGCUGUUAACAUUACAUCCAUUACAACCACCGCUACCACUUCUUUGUCAUCACCUUCAGGCAUCGAGGUCAGUUCACCUAGCCGAUUUCUCACAUCUUCUAGCAGUUUGAUCGAUUUUCUUUCUUCCCGAAUGCCCUCCUCAAUUCCGUAUGUUCCAUCUUCAGAGAGUCUUUUAACCCCGUCUUCAUUCGCUUCAUUCUCCCCGCCUGCUACGAAUGCGGCUGCCUCUUGUGCAACAACAUCUCUGUCACUGCAGCAGCAGCAAAAUGUGAUUUCCAGUACUUCCAUUACUUCACCUUGCCUUGCCAUUCCACUGGCAGCUGACCUUUCUCAUUCCCUCAUUCGUAUGCAAACCGACAUCUUGUCGUCAAACAGAAGCACUACUGAUACAUCAAGUCGAACCGCCCAGCAGCUCGUCAGGCCACUCACAGAUGCACACCCUCCCCCUCUUGGCAGCUGGCUGUCUGCAUCGCCCUAUUUUCCCUCAGUUUCUUCUGAAUCAAGAGAUUCCACGUUAUGGUCAACUAGUGUUAGGAGACGAUUUGCCACCACCAGUCGCAUUCCAUCCUCCCUUAGUUGGCAGCUGGUCGCUGAUGCCAUUUUGCCCUCAGAGCCAUGGUCUAUGGACGGGCUUCUUCUGCGCCAACUUGUCUACAUCUAUCCUCUUCAUUCUUAUGUCAUAUUUCUUGAUUUAAGUGGUUUAAUUAUUGAUUAG